UUUCUGUUGGAGCUGGAAGUAGGGGGAGAAGAGAAGAGUUUACCGAGGGGGCUUAGGGAAUGUUAGCCGAAAAGUUUGGAUAGAGCUUAGACUACCGAAGUUCUACCCGAUACCCGGGCUCCGGUUGGCAGGAGUCGGAACUUGAGGAGGUGAGGCUUAAUCAUACAGUUGAUUGCCCCUCCAAACAACAAACAACGCAGCUACCCCAAGCUCAUAUCAACGCUCACAACACUGGUCUACAAUCAAUCCAGAUCACUCGCCUGUGAAUCUGCAAACUACCUCAUCCCCAUCACCCUCUCCCAGCCGACCUUCCUUCAAACAAACACAAACCAACCCUCACCUCCCCCAGCUCCCAAGCUACCCCACCGCCAAAAUGUCAAUAAUGCAACACCACUCCGAUGCCUCGCUCCUCGAGAACUGGCGCACCAUAAACAUCGACGCCCUCGACCCCGAAUCCUCCUCCAACUUCGACACCUCGACCCUCCAUCCAGCCUUUGCCCCCGUAGACGAGAACGAGAUCCGAACACUGGGCCAACAAGUACGGCAACUCCUGCGCAGCGGCGACGCCGAGGGCGCCCUCCGCGGAGCUCUGGAAGGAGCACCAUAUGGAGGGGAUGAAGCGGUAAAGGAUUUACAUCUGCAAACUGUCACCGAGGUCUUGCAGGGCAUCAAGGCGAGUGAGAUGAGUCCUAUGUUGAAACGGAUUUUCACGAGUGAGGGCGGGGGCGAGGCUUUGGAUGUUUUGAUGAAGUAUUUGUGAGUUUCUCUCUCUCUGUCACAUACUAUCACCAGAAUUAUGGAAACGGGGAUUAAUAUGAUGAUAGGUAUAAAGGCAUGGCUUCUUCAACAACUCGAUCCGUAACUUCCCCAACCAAACCAUCUAUGUUGUCUCCCCAAAUGACUGGCGGGUUCUCUCAAAUGGGUGGACGGCCGACUCCGAGAAAUGAAAAUGAUGGUGCUGCCAUGAGUGUAUUGCUUUCCUGGCAUGAGAAGGUCGUUGAAGUUGCGGGCUUAGGAUGUGUGGGUAGAUGCAUGAGUGAUUGGCGUAAGGUCUAAAUGGGGUUCGAAGAUCUGGUCGUGGAUUGGGGUUGGAUGAUGAUCAUGCAAAUUUACAUCCUGCCUAAAUCACAAAAGGUGAAGAAUGCAGGUAAGCCAUGAGGAUGUGUGGCUCGAG
Messenger RNA from Hymenoscyphus albidus, 1174 nucleotides. Lineage: Eukaryota; Fungi; Ascomycota; Leotiomycetes; Helotiales; Helotiaceae. The record is from the annotation of a GenBank genome assembly.